AACAAGUGUCCCGGCCGGGAUGCGUGGGGUGUUUCGCGCCAUUCAGUCCCGUCCCAUUCACGCCGCUGGUCGGACGGAUCGCUCCGGAUAGGGACGGCCCUCGCAUCGCGUAGGCGGACUCACGGCCCUCGUUAAGACGUUUCGCGCGGUUUUUUUUUUGAAUAAUAAUGUUCUUUUUUGUGUACUUUUAAAUUAUUAUUUUUUAUUGUCACUUUACUUUUUUAUUUUUAAUACAAUGGGCGAGCAAACGUUCAAUGUUUCCGAUGACAAUUUAGAACAACACAUAGUGACUUUGUUUGAAAAGUUGGAGUGUUUACGGAAUACGGCUAAUCAGCAGAAUGAGUGUUUGGCUGGUAAGGUGCCGGCUAGACUGGAGGUGCGGACUUUGUCGUUGUGGAAGGCAGUGGUGGCGGAAUGUGCUGCGUCGUUUCUGUACGUGUUCAUAGUGUGCGGCGCGGCAGGUGGAGCCGGGGUGGGAGCAUCUGCCUCAGCUGUCUUACUGGCGACAGCUCUCGCUUCCGGCUGCGCCAUCGCUACCCUCACGCUGUGCUUUGCUCACAUAUCUGGUGCUCAUGUGAACCCGGCGGUGUCAGCGGCGCUGUGUGUGCGCAGGCGCGUGUCACCGCUACGAGCUGCGUUGUACGUCGCUGCACAGUGCGGUGGAGCCAUCGCCGGCGCAGCUGCUAUAUACGGAGUGAGCGUGCCAGGGUACGCGGGCAGUCUAUCGGCUUCCCUGCCAGGCGGCGCCGGCGGCGCGGCGUGGGAGCGGCUGGGUGCUGAGCUGGUGCUGUCCGCGCUCGUGGCAGGCGCCUACUUCGCCGCCAUGGAGCGCCGCUGGACCGGCGCUGCGCCCGCGCUGCUCGGCAGCGCUUACUGCGCUGCUAGUCUCGUGUCUAUGCCAUCACUAAACCCAGCGCGAUCUUUAGGCCCAUCAUUCGUGCUAUCGCGAUGGGAGAGCCACUGGGUGUGCUGGGUUGGAGGCCUCGGCGGAGGCAUCGCUUGCGGACUACUCCACGAAUGGGGCUCGAGGCGGCCUCGAGGCUCCAACUCUCGGGCAUCCUCGCCUAGGGACCUAGAUGAGCUGGACAAGCCUACUUUCCCGACCCACCACUACAGGCACGCCCCUACUUACUGCUCCGCUGCCGCCCCUCGACCAGACAAUGCUGAGCCCCUGUACUCCGGAACCAAGUCAUUGUACUGCCGUUCGCCCCCGCCCGCCCGGCACACGCUGCACAGGUCAGCAGGAUCCACGUCGCACAUAUCGCAGUCAGUGUACAGCAAAGCCAGCUCAGCAGCCACAAGUGGGCCGCUGGUGUCAGCGCAGUCGCUGCUUCUCCGCCCUUCCCUGGCGUCUGCGCAGCACGCCCUCACGCACAACCAGAAUGCACACAACGCGCAGCGCGACCCUGCUUAUGGUACUACCAAUGCUGUGCGACCGGGGCCGGCAGGUGCAGCAGUACAAGAGCGCCGCGACUCGGUGUAUUCGACGAGCACCCGCCGCGGGCCGCUGUCGUCCGACGACAGCGCGUACGGCACGUACACGCGCGCGCCCUACCGCGCGCCCGCGCCGCACGCCGCGCCCGCCGGCCUGGCGCCGCAUGCGCACCCGCCCGACCACUACUAGC
This is a messenger RNA of Pectinophora gossypiella (pink bollworm), 1625 nucleotides long. RefSeq names its product neurogenic protein big brain (gene bib). Gene Ontology annotation, cellular component: plasma membrane. Bases 236 to 1624 code for a protein of 462 amino acids. Gene Ontology annotation, molecular function: water channel activity. The record is from RefSeq and is a predicted model, not a curated record. NCBI's taxonomy places the organism in Eukaryota, Metazoa, Arthropoda, Insecta, Lepidoptera, Gelechiidae. The transcript has 6 exons. Gene Ontology annotation, biological process: transmembrane transport.